Molecule: messenger RNA, 2138 nt
Organism: Aspergillus wentii DTO 134E9
Lineage: Eukaryota; Fungi; Ascomycota; Eurotiomycetes; Eurotiales; Aspergillaceae
Product: succinate dehydrogenase [ubiquinone] flavoprotein subunit
Exons: 6
Coding region: 83-2026 (647 amino acids)
Biological process (GO): mitochondrial electron transport, succinate to ubiquinone; tricarboxylic acid cycle
Molecular function (GO): flavin adenine dinucleotide binding; succinate dehydrogenase (quinone) activity; electron transfer activity
Source: RefSeq, a predicted model, not a curated record
AUCCUUCUGUGCCUCUCCUCUCUACCCUCAAUUCCUUUCUGGACUCACUAGGAGAGUGUUUCUUUUCUUUUGAUCCGCCAUCAUGAGCUCCCUGAGCUUGCGGAGCCUAGCUCCCGCAUCCAAGAUUUCCCGUGCUUUGAGGGAUCAGAGACGUCUAUUCUCUUCGACUCGGUCCGCAGCCCGGAUCUUUGCCAACAACCCUUUGCGCGCUAAGGAGGCCAAUGGAUACAUCUCGGACAAGUACCCUGUGAUUGAUCACGAGUACGAUGCCGUCGUCAUCGGUGCUGGAGGUGCUGGUCUCCGUGCGGCUUUCGGUCUCGCUGAAGCCGGUUUUAACACUGCCUGUGUUUCUAAGCUCUUCCCUACCAGAAGUCACACUGUCGCUGCCCAGGGUGGUAUCAACGCUGCCCUUGGAAACAUGCACGAGGAUGACUGGAGAUGGCACAUGUACGAUACUGUCAAGGGAUCCGACUGGCUGGGUGACCAGGACGCCAUUCACUACAUGACCAGAGAAGCCCCUGCUAGUGUUCGUGAGCUGGAAGGCUACGGAUGCCCCUUCUCGCGUACCGAGGAUGGUCGCAUUUACCAGCGUGCCUUCGGUGGUCAGUCCAGAGAGUACGGUAAGGGUGGACAGGCCUACCGUUGCUGCGCUGUUGCGGACCGUACCGGUCACGCUCUCCUGCACACUCUCUACGGACAGUCCCUGCGCCACAACACCAACUACUUCAUUGAAUACUUCGCCAUGGACUUGCUGAUGGAGAACGGCGAGUGCCGCGGUGUUAUCGCUUACAACCAGGAAGACGGUACCCUGCACCGUUUCAAGGCCCACCACACCGUUCUGGCCACUGGUGGUUACGGACGUGCCUACUUCAGUUGCACUUCCGCUCACACUUGCACUGGUGACGGUAUGGCCAUGGUUGCCCGUGCUGGUCUGCCUAACCAGGAUCUGGAGUUCGUCCAGUUCCACCCCACUGGUAUCUACGGUGCCGGAUGUUUGAUCACUGAGGGAUCUCGUGGUGAGGGUGGUUACCUGCUCAACUCCGAGGGUGAGCGUUUCAUGGAGCGUUACGCCCCUACCGCCAAGGAUCUUGCUUCUCGUGACGUCGUCUCCCGAUCCAUGACCCUGGAGAUCCGCGAGGGCCGUGGUGUUGGCCCUGAGAAGGACCACAUCUACCUCCAGCUCAGCCACUUGCCCGCCGAGCUCCUGCACGAGCGUCUGCCCGGUAUCUCCGAGACCGCCUCCAUUUUCGCCGGUGUCGAUGUCACCAAGCAGCCCAUCCCCGUCCUGCCUACCGUCCACUACAACAUGGGUGGUAUCCCCACCAAGUUCACCGGUGAGGUCUUGACCGUUGACGAGCAGGGCAAGGACCAGGUCGUCCCCGGUCUGUACGCUUGCGGUGAAGCCGCCUGUGUGUCUGUCCACGGUGCCAACCGUCUCGGUGCUAACUCCCUGCUCGACUUGAUCGUCUUCGGUCGUGCUGUUUCUCACCGCGUCAAGGAGAUCGCCACCCCUGGCGCCCCUCACCGUGAGCUGAGUGCCGACGCUGGUGCUCAGUCCAUCAAGGACCUCGACUUUGUCCGUACCGCCGACGGAUCCAGGACCACCUUCGACAUCCGUAACGACAUGCAGAAGACUAUGCAGUCGGACGUCAGCGUUUUCCGUACCCAGCAGAGCUUGGACGAGGGUGUCGAGAAGAUCGACAGCGUUGACAAGACCUUCGACCAGGUCGCUACCAAGGACCGCAGCAUGAUCUGGAACUCUGACCUCGUCGAGACUCUCGAGCUCCGUAACCUGCUGACUUGCGCUACCCAAACCGCUGUCGCUGCCGCUAACCGUAAGGAAUCUCGUGGUGCCCACGCCCGUGAGGACUUCCCCGACCGUGACGACGAGAACUGGAUGAAGCACACCCUCACCUGGCAGAAGGAGCCCCACGGCAAGGUUGAACUUGGAUACCGUGCUGUCGAGCCUGGCACUCUUGACGAGAGCGAGUGCAAGCCCGUGCCUCCUUUCAAGCGUACUUACUAGAUGCGUUACCCUGGGGACGGGUGCCAGAGGCGUAUAUUUAAUACCUCCAUCGGAGAUGAUAUUUCCUGGGUCUUCAUCUUGUGGCGUUGGCUAUCACCAGGCUCCCAUCAGU